Molecule: messenger RNA, 528 nt
Organism: Nicotiana attenuata
Lineage: Eukaryota; Viridiplantae; Streptophyta; Magnoliopsida; Solanales; Solanaceae
Product: RNA-directed DNA polymerase homolog
Exons: 1
Coding region: 1-528 (175 amino acids)
Source: RefSeq, a predicted model, not a curated record
AUGUGCGUAGACUUCACAGACUUGAACAAAGCCUGCCCAAAGGACUCAUUCCCGUUGCCCCACAUCGACCAACUCAUCGAUGCAACUGUCGGGCACGAGCUAUUAAGUUUCCUAGAUGCCUACUCGGGCUACAACCAGAUCCUGAUGGAGGAGGAAGACCAGGAAAAGACCACCUUCAUCACCCAACAAGGGACGUACUGCUAUAGGGUCAUGCCGUUCGGGUUGAAAAAUGCAGGAGCGACGUAUCAGAGGUUGGUGACGAAAAUGUUCAAAGACCAACUUGGUAAAACAAUGGAAGUUUACAUCGACGACAUAUUGGUCAAGUCGAAAAGGAAGGAAGACCACCUAAGAGAAGCCUUCGACAUACUUAGGCGAUACGGAAUGAAGCUAAACCCCGAGAAAUGUGCCUUUGGAGUGACCUCGGGAAAAUUCCUCGAUUUUUUAGUGUCACAACGGGGAAUAGAAGUUAAUCCCGACCAAAUCAAAGGUAUCGAGGGGAUACCGGAGAGCCUGACUAGUAAGAAAUAG